Messenger RNA from Pistacia vera, 926 nucleotides. Its product is annotated as glutathione S-transferase PARB-like. Gene Ontology annotation, cellular component: cytoplasm. NCBI's taxonomy places the organism in Eukaryota, Viridiplantae, Streptophyta, Magnoliopsida, Sapindales, Anacardiaceae. Gene Ontology annotation, molecular function: glutathione binding; glutathione transferase activity. Bases 121 to 777 code for a protein of 218 amino acids. The transcript has 3 exons. The record is from RefSeq and is a predicted model, not a curated record.
UGGCAGGGACAAGUUCAAGGUUCUGUAUGGUUGAAAACAAAACAAGAAGACACAUGGAAGCCAUGUAAAAAGAAAGAAGCAGGACUCUCUCUAACUAAACUAUCACAAUUUCUAAAUCCAAUGGCAACUCCAGUAAAAGUAUACGGUCCGCCACUUUCCACUGCCGUGUCUCGAGUCCUGGCCUGUCUACUGGAGAAAGAUGUGGAUUUUCAGCUCAUUUCAAUUAACCUGGCCAAAGGCGAACACAAGAAGGCCGAUUUUAUCAAGAUCCAGCCCUUUGGUCAAGUACCAGCUUUUCAAGAUGAGAACAUCUCACUCUUUGAGUCUCGAGCAAUUUGUCGUUAUGUAUGUGAGAAAUACAAAGAAAAGGGUAAUAAGGGAUUGUACGGGACAAACCCAUUGGCAAAAGCAUCCAUAGAUCAGUGGUUGGAAGCUGAAGGGCAAAGCUUUAACCCACCUAGUUCUGCUCUAGUGUUUCAACUAGCAUUUGCGCCUCGAAUGAAGCUCAAGCAAGAUGAGGGUCUGAUCAAACAAAGCGAAGCGAAGUUGGCAAAAGUUCUUGAUGUUUACGAAAAAAGGCUGGGCGAGACUCAGUUCUUGGCGGGUGAUGAAUUUUCUUUGGCCGAUCUUUCACACUUGCCUAACACCCAGUACUUAGUGAAUGCCACUGAUCGAGGAGAGCUCUUCACUUCUAGAGAGAACGUGGGGAGAUGGUGGGGUGAGAUUUCCAGUAGAGAAUCCUGGAAGAAGGUGGUUGAAAUGCAGAAGAGUACUUGAAUUUGGUUGUUGUUGUUGAUCUCUACUUGUUUAUUUAUUUUUUGUAAUUUGUCUUGUUUAAGUUCUUGCUACAAUAAGAGGGUCUCUUCUCUUAUGUGUUUGAUGAACUCAUUAAAUUUCAUUACGGCAUAUAAGUUUCUACCUGUGGA